This is a messenger RNA of Arachis ipaensis, 858 nucleotides long. RefSeq lists its product as uncharacterized. NCBI's taxonomy places the organism in Eukaryota, Viridiplantae, Streptophyta, Magnoliopsida, Fabales, Fabaceae. Gene Ontology annotation, biological process: negative regulation of abscisic acid-activated signaling pathway. The record is from RefSeq and is a predicted model, not a curated record.
AUGGCAGCACAAAAUUCGGAUGCAUGUCCUUCUAAAUCCUCUAGCAUCUCUGAAGGGAGUGGUAAUAACACCAACAAUACGAGGGACAAUGAUUUGGCAACCGAACUGGUGGACCAAGCCUCCAAUUCGAGAACGAUGUUGGCAUUUGUAAAGCUCUCGAACGAUGAUUCAUCGCUUCGUUGUUCUUCGAAAGUGCAGGAGCUCGAUUUUUUCAACCCGGGAAAGAGGGUGACGAAAGAAUCCUCGCCUUCUUUGGCUAACAACAUUGAUGAAGGAAAGAAUAAAAACACCGAGGAGAAGACUACUUCAGAGUCUAGAACCUUCUCUUGUAACUUCUGUAACAGAAAUUUCUCGUCUUCGCAAGCCCUAGGAGGGCACCAAAACGCACACAAACAGGAGCGCGCCAUAGCGAAACGUCGCCAAGCAAUCGACGCAUCUGGCUUUGGUCACCCUCACUUUCCUUAUUAUUCUACUUACCCUAGCUUGACCUCUCACCCUUUAUAUAAUAGGGCACUUGGGGUAAGGAUCGACUCCAUGAUUCACAAACCUAAUUCUUAUCCUUGGUCUCGUCUUAGGUUUGAUCAUAAUAACCAUAAUUGGUCACGGUCAGGGAUGCUUGAGGGAUUGCAACUAAAUGGAGGAGGUUCUUCAAAUUUGAAUUUGUUUAGAGAAGAUGAUAACGGUGGCAGUAGAACUAUUCCCCUAUUAGGAGUUUCUUCUACAAAUGUUGCUUCUACUUCUAAUUCAGCCAUCAAUAACAACCCAACAAGGAUUGAUGAUACUCAUGAUCAGAAUCCAAAGCCAGAUGAACCUUCCACUACUAUGUCUCCAAGCCUUGAUUUGUCGCUUAAGCUUUAA